AUGGAGGGCCUCGCCGAAUCUCUGGCCAAACAGAUCACCCUAACGGAGGAGGAGGAAGUAGGGAUAUUAUUGGAUCCGUCGGAUGGGGAAUUUAGAGUUUCGGGUAACCAGAUCAGUUUGGUUGGGAGGGUAGUCUCGGCCAAAGAAAUCUCCUUUCACACGAUCAAGUUAAAUGCUCUCCGUCUGCUUGCCCCGGUGAAGGGCUGUGACAUACAACCUCUUGGGAUAAAUACAGUUCUGCUCAAGUUCAACCACGUCCUUGACAAGAAGCACGCCCUCGAGGGAUGUCCUUGGGUUCUCGAGAGGCAUGCGUUUAUCUUCCACGACCUUGUUCCGGGAGAGAUGGCAAAGGAGAUCGAUGUUAGAAUGAUGCAUAUCGUAGUUCGAUUAUAUCGGAUCCCACCAACCCUUAAAACACCAACGGUGGCUAAACGAGUCGCUUCUAGAAUUGGAGAAUUUGUCCAGCUGCUAAAUGAGAAAACCCUCGACGUGUCGGAGUAUAUGCGAGUUAAGGUCUCGCUAGAUGUCAAGCAACGCCUAAAGAGGGGGAUAUAUCUUCAUGAAGUGGAGGGAACGAAAGUCUGGAUUGAUUUCAAAUACGAACGACUCCCCGCCUUCUGCUUUCUUUGUGGAGUAUUAGGGCAUAGCGAGAAUAAGUGUCCAGCUAGAUACGAAGACGAUUUUACAGAUCCUGGUGAUAACCUGCCAUAUGGGAUAUGGAUGAGGGCCCCAAAUUUGCGCGAUGAACAUCAUACCAGGCUUCCACUCCAACCAAUUUCCGAGAAUACUUUGGCAAAGAGGACUACUUCAGCAUCACAUGCAAAUGAAUCCAAUUUUCUUCCGUUCAAAUCAAGAGAGACUCGUGCUGAAGGCCAACCCAACCUUCCCCAAAUGGAGAAUAGUACACCCCUAACCAUCCAUGACGUGGAAUUAAUAAAUAACCCGAUCCAGGUCCUCACCGGAUCAUUGGAGACUCACAAUAUAGGCAGGAAGUUCAUCUCGGUCACGAAAAACAAUAAAAAUAAAAGGGCUAAAGACGUGGCAGACACAGAGCGAGAGCGUACGGUCAAGCGACAAUCUUUGAGCCUUCGUGAUGAAGACUCUACCUCAACGGCGAGAUCUGCAGGGCAGACUCGCCGAUCGCCAUGA
Erythranthe guttata (spotted monkey flower) is the source of this 1149-nucleotide messenger RNA. NCBI's taxonomy places the organism in Eukaryota, Viridiplantae, Streptophyta, Magnoliopsida, Lamiales, Phrymaceae. The record is from RefSeq and is a predicted model, not a curated record.